AUGGCAGGAGGAGCUUUUGUAUCAGAAGGAGGAGGUGGUGGAAGAAGUUAUGAAGGAGGAGUCACCGCAUUCGUUAUCAUGACAUGUAUCGUCGCCGCCAUGGGAGGUCUGCUCUUUGGUUAUGACCUUGGAAUCUCAGGAGGUGUUACAUCAAUGGAAGAGUUUCUUACCAAGUUCUUCCCUCAAGUAGAGAGCCAGAUGAAAAAGGCGAAGCACGACACGGCUUACUGUAAAUUUGAUAACCAAAUGCUCCAAUUGUUCACUUCUUCUCUCUACCUCGCAGCUCUUGUAGCUUCCUUUAUGGCUUCAGUUAUCACUAGGAAGCAUGGACGUAAAGUCUCUAUGUUUAUUGGUGGACUUGCUUUCCUCAUCGGUGCACUUUUUAACGCAUUUGCCGUUAAUGUUUCAAUGCUCAUCAUCGGUAGACUGUUGCUUGGUGUUGGUGUUGGAUUUGCUAAUCAGUCUACUCCGGUGUACCUAUCUGAAAUGGCUCCAGCGAAGAUAAGAGGAGCUUUAAACAUCGGUUUUCAGAUGGCUAUAACCAUUGGAAUCCUAGUGGCGAAUCUGAUUAACUAUGGAACAUCAAAGAUGGCUCAACAUGGAUGGAGGGUUUCUUUAGGUUUAGCAGCUGUUCCAGCUGUUGUUAUGGUGAUUGGAUCAUUUAUUUUGCCCGAUACACCAAACUCGAUGCUCGAGAGAGGCAAAAAUGAGGAAGCAAAACAAAUGUUGAAGAAGAUACGUGGAGCUGACAAUGUUGAUCAUGAGUUUCAAGAUCUCAUUGAUGCUGUUGAAGCUGCCAAAAAGGUGGAAAAUCCAUGGAAGAACAUCAUGGAGAGUAAAUAUAGACCAGCUUUAAUCUUCUGCUCGGCCAUUCCCUUUUUCCAACAGAUCACUGGAAUCAAUGUCAUUAUGUUCUACGCUCCUGUUCUCUUCAAGACUCUUGGUUUUGGUGAUGAUGCUGCUCUUAUGUCUGCUGUUAUAACCGGUGUUGUCAACAUGCUUUCAACCUUUGUCUCAAUUUACGCGGUUGAUAGAUAUGGUAGAAGGUUGCUUUUCCUCGAAGGUGGCAUUCAAAUGUUCAUUUGUCAGCUUCUUGUUGGUUCUUUCAUCGGUGCAAGAUUCGGAACCUCAGGAACCGGAACAUUGACGCCAGCAACAGCAGACUGGAUUCUUGCUUUCAUAUGUGUGUACGUUGCAGGAUUUGCAUGGUCAUGGGGUCCAUUGGGAUGGUUGGUACCGAGUGAGAUAUGUCCAUUGGAAAUUAGACCAGCGGGACAAGCCAUCAACGUCUCGGUCAACAUGUUCUUCACUUUUCUCAUUGGUCAAUUCUUUUUGACAAUGCUUUGUCACAUGAAGUUUGGUCUAUUCUACUUCUUUGCAAGCAUGGUUGCGAUCAUGACGGUUUUCAUUUACUUUUUGUUGCCGGAGACCAAAGGUGUUCCUAUUGAAGAGAUGGGAAGAGUUUGGAAGCAACAUUGGUUCUGGAAAAAGUAUAUCCCAGAAGAUGCUAUUAUUGGUGGACAUGAUGACAACAAUACCAAUUAA
Arabidopsis thaliana (thale cress) is the source of this 1545-nucleotide messenger RNA. RefSeq names its product Major facilitator superfamily protein. Gene Ontology annotation, molecular function: transmembrane transporter activity; carbohydrate transmembrane transporter activity; monosaccharide transmembrane transporter activity. The transcript is spliced from 3 exons. NCBI's taxonomy places the organism in Eukaryota, Viridiplantae, Streptophyta, Magnoliopsida, Brassicales, Brassicaceae. Gene Ontology annotation, biological process: monosaccharide transmembrane transport; mannose transmembrane transport; galactose transmembrane transport. The coding region runs from base 1 to 1545 and encodes 514 amino acids. Gene Ontology annotation, cellular component: membrane. The record is from RefSeq and is marked reviewed.